Molecule: messenger RNA, 3829 nt
Organism: Xenopus laevis (African clawed frog)
Lineage: Eukaryota; Metazoa; Chordata; Amphibia; Anura; Pipidae
Gene: senp1.S
Product: SUMO specific peptidase 1 S homeolog
Exons: 18
Coding region: 367-2223 (618 amino acids)
Biological process (GO): protein desumoylation; proteolysis
Cellular component (GO): nucleus
Molecular function (GO): deSUMOylase activity; cysteine-type peptidase activity
Source: RefSeq, a predicted model, not a curated record
CACUAUGGCGCCAUUGGCUUCAACAGUGGUCACGUGCCUAUCAUUCUCUUUACACACACAGCGCUAGGAGGACACCCGCGGAAAAGGAACUCUCCCAGCCAAGGAUUUAUCCGUUUAAACAACCACAACUUUAUUGAAACGCCGGCGAACAACAACAACACAGGCAAUUUCGGACCGAUCAAUAUUAUGACACUACUUUGUUGAUGUGCGUGUGUCCCCGUUGCCUUCCCGUGUGUGGCGGGAAUAAUUUGAUUCAUAGUUUCUCUAGUCGUAUUUCUUCAGCUCGACGUCCUGUCGUGAGGGCUCGACUAGCGUGAGAGCAGUUACUUAUUUCUGGAGCAUACCAGUGAUGUAACAGACGUUAAUAUGGAUGAUGAUGUUAAAGAAAUGGUUUGGGAGAGUGAAAAUAACUCUACAUUUAAAGCACAUUAUAAAGAGACUGCACACAAUUCCUCUUAUGCCUUCAACUUUCAGUUUCCUGCAUUGCAAUAUAAGCAUUUUGAGAUAUCGGGAAUGAAUUCUAUUCAUAAACCAAAUUUUGUCUCAGAAAAAUAUGAGAGAGCUAUACCACCAGGAGACAAAAUGAUACCACAGCAAUCCUCUGAAUUAACGAAAGGAAAGCAAAAUGGGAAUGGGUACGCUGUGCUUCCUGCUAAAGGAGUGUCAUCUCAGAAACCAAGAGUACCUAGGUCUGCCCACAUGGAAGCACGAAAACUGAGUGGAGCUUUAAAUGCUGCUUCGGGAAAACCAAAUCAUACUCUUGCAUCAGCUUAUGAAAAAUCCUUUCCAUUUAAGAACAUUUCAUGUUCAGCUUCAUUGAUUGGACCUUGUCGUCGAAGCCCUAAAAAAACACAGAGGCGCUUUGUCAGUACAGUUGAAGAAACAGUACGCGAGGAAGAAAAGGAAAUAUACAGGCAGCUACUUCAGGUUGUGACGGGAAAAACCUUUUUAUCCACCAAGUCUACAUCCAUUCUGCCUCCACAGGUGUCUAGAUGUUUAAGUUCAGAUAACAGUAUAUCUGGACAACCUGUUGCUUCAAGUUUGAGUUCUCUAGAGCCCAGUAGUUUGGAUACAGAAUCUUCAUGUCGAACAUCAUUUAGCUAUUUGCAGCCAUCAGGUCAAAUUUCAGAAGCAAUUCUAAGCAACUCAACAAAUUUCAAAGUAAUUUCUGACACGCAAGGAGCAAGUAACCAGCAGCUUCCUAAAGAAAAGCAUGCUCCUAGCUCACAGCAGUCUCAAGGUUUAGAUUCGCCCAUUGUAUUGGAUUCGCCUGUUGUCAAACCUCGAGAACCCGCUAGUCAACCUUUCUUCCAUGCAGAGCUUUGGAUUAAGGAACUCACCAGUUUGUUUGAUUCAAGAUCACGAGAAAGAAGGCGUCAAAUUGAAGAACAGGAAGCACUUGCCUUACAACUUCAAAAACAGAGGCUUCAAGAAUGUUCAGUGCAAGACUCCAUAGAUUUGCACCUUCGUGUACCUCUUGAAAAAGAAAUACCUGUUACAUUAAUUCCGAAGCAAGAGGAGUCCCCCAAACCUGAAGAGAUUGAAUUCCCUGAAAUUACAGAGGUUAUGGAAAGAGAGAUUAAACGUGCUCUAUUUGGUGGGAGCCAAGAUCAGUCUUUAAGUGAAGGGUACCGACUAACAAUUACGCGAAAAGACAUUAUGACUCUUCAUAGUUUAAACUGGCUAAAUGAUGAGAUAAUAAACUUCUAUAUGAAUCUUCUAAUGGAACGAAGCAAACGGAAAGGCUUACCAACAGUUCAUGCUUUCAAUACAUUUUUUUUUACCAAGUUGAAAUCUGCUGGAUAUCAAGCAGUGAAAAGAUGGACAAAAAAGGUGGACAUAUUUUCAAUGAAUAUUUUAUUGGUACCAAUUCAUCUUGGAGUACACUGGUGUUUAGCAGUUGUAGACUUAAGAAAAAAGUCCAUCACCUACUUUGAUUCAAUGGGUGGAUUAAACAAUGAUGCGUGCAGAAUAUUGCUACAAUACCUGAAACAGGAAAGCGUUGACAAAAAAGGAGCAUGUUUUGACUCAAAUGGUUGGACCCUAACCUGCAAGACGAGCGAGGAAAUCCCACAACAAAUGAAUGGCAGUGAUUGUGGAAUGUUUGCCUGCAAGUAUGCAGAUUAUAUCACCAAAGAUAAGUCCAUCACCUUUACACAGCAUCAUAUGCCCUAUUUCAGAAAGAGAAUGGUUUGGGAGAUCCUUCAUCAAAAAUUGCUUUGACAUUACUAUGGAGGGACUUUGGAAGCUUAGCCAUUUUACUGGUUGCGGCAAGUUUCUCAGACCAGAACACGGACCAAGAAUUAUUUGAUUUCUCUCUACGCACAGGUUUACAGCUAUCAAAAAAAUAAUGCUUGUACUGUUAUGAAUUACUACUCUUCUUAUUUUUUAACAUAUUUGCCAAAUUUUUUUUAGUAUAAUUUUUUUUUUCUUUACAAUAAAAGAAAAAAGACCUGUAAAUCUUCAGAGAAAACUAUUUUAUUUAUAUGUCUGACAGGGCUUAGAAGCGAAGAACACUGAGUUCAUUUUUAUAUAAACUGUUUGGCAUUUGAUAAUUGUUUGUUUUGUUCAGAGGCAAGCCUUCUGGCUUUAUAUUAUAUCCAAGGCUUUCCUUUGAACUAGAUGUUGGUGUUUGUGUACCAUUUGCAGCACUGUUUGCUCUGUUCAUGAGCUGUCAUUUUGUACUUUGUAAAACGAAAAAACGAAAAAAACUUUAUAUUUACAAGAAUGUCAACGUUUUUUAGACCUAUUAUACUCACCUGUGACACCACAAAUAGCUUGUUGAUUUCUAUGUUUUGUACAGGCAAUAACUAUUAUUUCUGGGAUUUUGUGUGUACUUUGCUUUAUUCUUUUACAGAUUUAUCUUGAAACUGAUUUAUGCGUACUAAAAGUAUAAGCUGGGUUACAUUUGCAGACUUUUUUUCCCUGUAAUUCAGCAGUUCAUCUUCAGGCUACCUCAACUGGUUUCUAAAAAUGUAACAAAAUAGGGUAAUCUCUACAGAGGUGAAUGUAUUGCGGUGCCUCUCGAGAGUCCCCGAUAGUAAGUGGAUGCACAGUAAGGCAGUUUUUUGACCAGAAGCUCUAUGUUUUGGGCUAUAGUUCUAGAUGGCUAAUUACUAGUUUGGCAGUCCUGCAAAGGCCUAUUUCUGUCAAGUGCCUAAUUACAGGGGCAGUUAACAUGGAGGCACAUUUACGUUUUCUAAAAAACACUUGUAUCGGGAUCUUUACCUUUUUGAUAGGAUAAUUAGUGAUGUCACUGAAACCUCACUCACAUCAGCUCUGUUAUUAUUGGUUAAGGGGUGGACGUCUUAAUAUGUUUGCGUAGCAGAGUAAGUUGUGUAACGUACACUUAAAAAUAAUUUGUAGAGCACUUGGUAAAAAUGUAAAACUGCUUCCAAUUCAUUGAAACAAUUAAAUAAAAAGCCAAACCAAACUGAUUCUGUAUCUUGGAGUCAAGAGUCCCAGCACCCAGGAAAUUUCUUUAGAAGUAUAGCGAGUGUGUCCUAUCCCCCAAAUCCUAAGAUAUCUUUAGAAGCAGCAUGGCCCGACAAAAGAAAAAUGCUUUUUUGGUGGAGCAAAUUCAUUAUAAGGAUGAGUACAUUGAUUCGAAAGAUGGUUGUAUUUAGUAACUUGGACUAAUAGAUCAGGGAAUGGGAAACCCUCAAAAUUUAUCUUGGAUUUUUCUUAUUGUAUGGUUUGUCUUUUUUUUUUUUUUUUUCCUAUAAAUAUUUUCUUAGAGUGAUGACUGUGGUUGAAACAUAAAGAUUUUAUUUUAUAUCUUUCAUGUGUUUAUAUGGACGUUUAUAUUUAAAUAAACCAGUGAAUAACA